AUGGACGCCGUCUACAUGGAGCAUUCAGGUAAUUGCAACGCCCUCUUCGUCUCUACACCCAUUACGUCAACGUGGGCGUUGGCGGCUGGUGGACUUCAAAAGAAGUGGAAGGGUCUGAAGCAGCGUACGGCGUGGCGUUACAAGACCUUAAAGGACGAUGACACGGCCAUCGUCUUCUGCGAUGAGCAAGAAAAGGAGGUGCAUCUAAAGCCUCGCAAGCGACGGCUGGACGACCCUCUGGCUUGUCAUAACGUGCUUGCUGCAGCGUCCACAUGUAGUCUUAAUGGCAUCUUAGGCGCUACGUCACCCGAAGUAUCGAGCCAAUUCUGCAGGACCAUGGUCGGAUUCAUGUUACACUCAUGCUCACCGUCCGAGCGUGCGAAAGUCCUAGAUGUCCUCACAAGGCAGCGGCUUGAGGAGAUCACAAUUGCCAACCGAGCGUUGGUCAUUCGAGGUAUUCAGCAUUGCUUGAUGUCACCAUUGAUACGUGGCAAGGCGGCACUGCAUACUGCGGCGACGAAUGUAGUCUGCGGCACGUACGGACUCGAGUUGUCGGUUCUCAAGGAGCAAAUACACUCAGACGAGGAAGCUUUUAUCGAUACCUCGGGGCAUUUUCAGCUUGAAGAUGGUGGAGACCGAAAACUGCACACACAGGAAGUGCCGCCGCACAAUGGAGACCUCAUCCAGCUCAUUUACGGCAACAAAAAUAUCACUGAAGUCGUCACAAUGAUGCAACAUAUCGCAGUGGAGAGUGUCAAGGUGAAGGAGCUCCAGCCCAAUCUGAUUAAAGUAGUGAGUGACAUUGAUGACACGCUUUUCCCCGGGUGGAUCGAUAAGCGCUACCCGCUCCACAUUCCGUAUCCUGGCGUCUCGACUCUCUUCGCUCGUCUGUCUCGUGGACUGGCACACGACGCAAACGGCGAAACCGCUCGUCCUUCCAUCACUUUCCUCACUGCUAGACCUCGAGGAUGGCUGAGUGUGGGACGCUACUUGACUCUACAACACUUGAAAAGUCUGGGUGUACCGAACGUCACAGUGCUCAAUGGAUCGGUUAAAGGUCUCGUGAGCAACGAGAAGAUUGCCAGUCUCAAACUGGACAACUUCUCUCGCUUUGCAGCGUUGUUUCCCGAGUUCAAGUUCGUCUUCUUCGGCGACUCAGGUCAAGGCGAUGCCUUGUUGGCUUCGCGAUUAUUGACAAGCUGUCCGGAACAGGUACUUGCUACUUUCAUUCAUGACGUGAAUCCGAUCUUCGCUCGAACAGGUGAUGGGGGACUGAAGCGAGCGUAUGCUGCUGAAGGCGUCGAGUUCUUCGGAACGUAUGCAGGUGCUGCGUUAGCUGUGCACAAGAAAGGGUUGAUCUCGACUGAAGACGCACUGGCAGUUGUAGAUGCCUCGGAGAAGGAACUUGAGGAGAUUCUCUUCCUGGGACCAGAAGCGACUCUGAUGAAGAGUGAACGACGCCAUGAGUUGCAGCAAGAUCUUGACCUAAUCGAGACGAAGCUAAUUGUAUCCAAUCAGAUGCAGUACAUUUUCCGAUUUCUUCGUAGUCAUGGAUCGCCAGGAAGCGCGAACUCGCAUGCUGCGCUUGUGGCUGGCGGUGAGCGAUACAACUCGCACCUCUAUCCACACAACACAGAGUACCGUGGUGCACGCCGACAAGUGCUGAGAGACCAGGAUAUUGCGCAGCUGGAGUCGCCGCUGACGACCUCGGAGCUGCGAGCGCUGCUACUCGCCGACAAAUGAGCACGGAAGCUCGCUGUGGUCAUAGCAACGUACAUGUACAUGUUUAUGGUGGAGAGAAGUGGGUCCAAUCUACAACGUACGACAUUAUUUUCACUAU
Messenger RNA from Phytophthora infestans T30-4, 1840 nucleotides. RefSeq lists its product as uncharacterized. NCBI's taxonomy places the organism in Eukaryota, Oomycota, Peronosporomycetes, Peronosporales, Peronosporaceae. The transcript has 6 exons. Bases 1 to 1743 code for a protein of 580 amino acids. The record is from RefSeq and is a predicted model, not a curated record. Gene Ontology annotation, molecular function: phosphatidate phosphatase activity.